Molecule: messenger RNA, 859 nt
Organism: Zychaea mexicana
Lineage: Eukaryota; Fungi; Mucoromycota; Mucoromycetes; Mucorales; Lichtheimiaceae
Product: 60S ribosomal protein L10-A
Exons: 5
Coding region: 76-726 (216 amino acids)
Biological process (GO): ribosomal large subunit assembly; translation
Cellular component (GO): ribosome; cytosolic large ribosomal subunit
Molecular function (GO): structural constituent of ribosome
Source: RefSeq, a predicted model, not a curated record
GUUUCUUUUUACUCACUCAAUUUUUCUGUACUUAACCUUCUUUAAAAUAAAUACGAAGAAUCCUUGUUAGUCAAUAUGGGACGACGACCUGCACGCUGCUACCGGUACUGUAAAAACAAGCCCUAUCCCAAAAGUCGAUUCAACCGUGGUGUGCCUGACCCAAAGUUGAGAAUUUACGAUUUGGGACGCAAGAAGGCACAUGUGGACGAAUUCCCUCUUUGCAUCCAUCUCGUCUCUAACGAAUACGAACAACUUUCAGCCGAAGCGCUUGAAGCGGGUCGUAUUUGCUGCAACAAGCAUAUCGUCAGGAGCGCUGGCAAGGAGUCUUUCCACAUGCGAGUGAGAGUGCAUCCAUAUCAUGUCGUUCGCAUCAACAAGAUGCUUUCUUGUGCUGGUGCAGACAGGUUGCAAACUGGAAUGAGACACGCAUUUGGAAAGCCUGCUGGACUGGUUGCUCGUGUGAAAAUUGGCCAAAUCAUCUUUUCUGUUCGCACCAGGGACCACAACAAGGCCACGGUGAUUGAGGCUUUACGUCGCAGCAAGUACAAGUUCCCGGGCAAGCAGAAGAUUGUCAUUUCCAACAAGUGGGGAUUUACGUCAUUGACUCGUGAAGAGUAUGUCCAAGCUCGUCGCGAAAACAAGGUCUUGCGUGAUGGAAGCUAUGUCAAGUUUAUCCCCAGCAAAGGUCCUUUGGAAGAUUAUUUUCAAUCCGUGCGCAAAGUUUAAUACAAGAAAGAUUGUUGUAGGAGUAGCAUACAGUUAGUUGUAGCAGCUCAGUAUGUGUUUUCGGGAGCCGACUUGCUGCUGCGGCGGUUUGCUGAAUACAAAUUCUAAUUCAUGCUGUGCACUGGAGAAAAGA